CAACGACAGACAGAACCCGGAAACCCUUAAACCCUGUUUUCAGCCCUUUCCCUCCUCUAUCUUCCACUCUCACCCAUGGAAGAACAGCCCUUGCUGAAACACCUACAACAAGAACCAUAGAGAAUCCAAAAGAGAGAGAGAGAAAAAGAUGCUUGCUUUUGCCAUUCACAAACCUCACGUCAAUUUGAACAAAAAGCUUGCUUUUUUAUCUUCUUUUCACUACUACAUGGGCUCUAAAUUCUUGCUUAAACCCACCACUAGUACUUUUCCUACUCCUUUGCCUCUGUUACCUUCUUCAAAUAAACAACAAUAUCGUACCUUUAAAAGAUUGUCACCUGUUUUUUGUUCUUCAAAACCCACCUCUAAGUUUAGCCGUUCUUUGCUUACUCAAACUAAUGGCCUCCCUUUUUCUCCUCUUUCUGCCCCAGUUUAUGGUUUGGACCCAGAAGUGAAGAAAUCAAAGUUGGAGAUUUUAAGGUUUAAAUUAGCAGAGGUGGGGAUUGAACUAGAUCACUUUGCUCCUGGACAGUACAAUGCCUUAACUUGUCCAAUGUGCAAAGGCGGUGGUUCAAAAGAGAAAUCCUUUUCUCUUUUCAUCAGUGCGGAUGGGGGAAAUGCAUCCUGGAAUUGCUUUCGAGCAAAAUGUGGGUGGAAUGGUGGAACAAAACCCUUUGCAGGUAGCAAGUCUACAUAUGGAACCUCACUCAAACUUUCCAAAGUUAAGGAGAUAAGAGAAAUCACAGAGCAGAGUCUGGAAUUGGAACCGUUAUGCGACGAGCUUGUUUGUUAUUUCAAGGAGCGGUUAAUAUCAGCAGAGACGCUGGCGAGAAAUCAAGUUAUGCAGAAAGGUUAUGGCGACCGUGGCCAGGUUGCUAUUGCUUUCACUUAUCGACGGAAUGGAGUGCUUGUAAGCUGCAAGUAUCGGGACAUCAACAAGAGAUUUUGGCAGGAAAAGGAUACAGAAAAAGUAUUUUACGGGCUAGAUGAUAUAAAGGGAGCAGAUGAAAUCAUCAUUGUUGAAGGUGAAAUGGACAAGCUUGCAAUGGAAGAAGCUGGAUUUCGGAAUUGUGUGAGUGUCCCUGAUGGUGCACCUCCAUCAGUUUCUCCAAAGGAAUUACCACCUAACCAGGAGGACACAAAAUAUCAGUAUCUCUGGAAUUGCAAAGAGUACUUGGAUAAGGUAUCUCGCAUAAUACUUGCCACUGAUGGAGAUCCACCGGGUCAAGCAUUGGCUGAAGAGCUGGCACGCCGCCUUGGAAGGGAAAGAUGCUGGCGAGUCAAAUGGCCAAAGAAAAAUACAGACGAACAUUUCAAGGAUGCAAAUGAGGUUCUCAUGUUUUCGGGGCCACUUGCACUGAGGGAUAUAAUUGAAAAUGCUGAGCUGUACCCUAUACGUGGAUUGUUCCACUUUAGCGAUUACUUCCCUGAGAUUGAUGCGUAUUAUAAUCGUACUCUUGGGUAUGAAUUUGGUGCCUCAACUGGGUGGACAGCUCUAAAUGAAAUAUAUAAUGUUAUGCCAGGAGAGUUGACUUUGGUAACUGGGGUUCCCAAUUCAGGCAAGAGUGAGUGGAUCGAUGCUCUAUUAUGCAAUCUUAAUGAAAGUGUUGGAUGGAAAUUCGCACUUUGCUCCAUGGAGAACAAUGUUCGGCAACAUGCUAGGAAACUGUUGGAGAAACACAUGAAGAAGCCCUUUUUUGAUGCACGUUAUGGAGAAUCUGCUGAACGAAUGAGUGCUGAGGAGUUAGAAGAAGGGAAGCAGUGGUUGAGUGAUACUUUUUAUCUCAUAAGAUGUGAGGACGAUGCACUUCCAAAUAUAAAAUGGGUUCUUGACCUUGCAAGAGCUGCAGUUCUCAGACAUGGGGUCCGUGGACUAGUAAUCGAUCCUUACAAUGAGCUCGAUCAUCAACGCCCUCCUAACAUGACUGAGACUGAGUAUGUUAGUCAGAUGCUUACACUGAUCAAAAGGUUUGCUCAACAUCACGCUUGUCAUGUUUGGUUAGUGGCACAUCCAAGACAGUUGCAAAAUUGGACCGGCCAACCUCCUAAUCUAUAUGAUAUCAGUGGCAGUGCACACUUUGUUAACAAAUGCGACAACGGCAUUGUCAUUCAUCGUAAUAGGAAUCCAAAUGCUGGACCUAUUGAUCAAGUACAGGUUUUGGUCAGGAAGGUUAGAAAUAAGGUAGCUGGAACCAUAGGAGAUGCCUUCCUGUCAUAUAACAGAGUAACUGGUGAAUUCAUGAAUGUUGAUAAAUCAACUGGAAGCGACAAUCAAGGCUUUAAACCACUUAGAAGAUAGCCAAUUAUGUAACUAACAUGAAGAUAAAAAGACUUGUACAUUUUUCACUUGUGAGUUAAUAUAUACAUCAAUGUUAUUUUUUGCAUGAUGAUGUACUUUAAUGAUCUAAUCUUGUAAACUAGGGCUUCAUAUAUCAGGUUUUGAUGCUUUGAUUUAACAA
Molecule: messenger RNA, 2456 nt
Organism: Populus euphratica (Euphrates poplar)
Lineage: Eukaryota; Viridiplantae; Streptophyta; Magnoliopsida; Malpighiales; Salicaceae
Product: toprim domain-containing protein
Exons: 21
Coding region: 149-2296 (715 amino acids)
Biological process (GO): DNA replication
Molecular function (GO): ATP binding; single-stranded DNA binding; 5'-3' DNA helicase activity
Source: RefSeq, a predicted model, not a curated record